GGAAGCCGGAAGUCAAGCCGCUUCCGGCAGGGGAAACUCCUAGUUGCGGCUUCGCCCGGCUUGACAGGCGCUGUCUCUGCGGGCACCGAGCUACACUCAUCCCGCUCGGCCUCCCAAUCGCGCCUCGGCCGCCGCCGUCCCGCUGCCCUUUUCUCAAGCCUUCCCUUCCCUAUGUUCCGGGACCGGAGUACGGGAAGCAAAGACCCUCUUGUCCAGUCCCCAUCAUGUCCGAAGUGACCAAAGAGCUGCUGGAGCUGGUGUGGGGCACCAAGAGCAGUCCCGGACUGUCGGACACCAUCUUCUGCCGCUGGACGCAAGGGUUUGUGUUUAGUGACUCAGAGGGAUCUGCAUUAGAGCAGUUUGAAGGUGGCCCCUGUGCUGUUAUUGCACCUGUUCAGGCAUUUCUUUUGAAGAAGCUUCUGUUUUCCUCCGAGAAGUCGUCCUGGCGGGAUUGCUCAGAGGACGAGCAGAAGGAGCUCCUUUGUCAUACCUUGUGUGAUAUUUUAGAAAGUGCUUGUGACAGCUCUGGAUCAUACUGCAUGGUUUCAUGGUUGAGAGGAAGGACGACUGAGGACGCCGCUAGGAUUUCUGGGAGUCCUGCACAGUCUAGUUGCCAAGUGGGACAUUCUUCUGCCUUGGCUGUCGAAGAGCUUGGCUUUGAGCGAUUUCAUGCAUUAAUUCAAAAAAGAUCAUUCAGAACUGUAUCAGAAUUAAAAGAUGCUGUCUUGGACCAGUAUUCAAUGUGGGGAAACAAAUUUGGAGUCUUGCUUUUUCUCUAUUCUGUAUUACUGACAAAGGGCAUUGAAAACAUAAAGAAUUCAAUUGAAGAUGCAAACGAGCCUUUGAUAGACCCUGUGUACGGGCAUGGCAGCCAAAGCUUAAUAAACCUCCUCCUGACGGGGCACGCGGUCUCUAACGUGUGGGAUGGCGAUAGAGAGUGCUCAGGAAUGCAACUUCUCGGUAUCCAUGAACAAGCAACUGUAGGAUUCUUAACACUAAUGGAAGCUUUACGCUAUUGUAAGGUUGGUUCUUACUUGAAAUCUCCAAAAUUCCCUAUUUGGAUUGUUGGCAGCGAAACUCACCUCACCGUAUUUUUUGCCAAGAUUUUCGCAGCCUAUGAGGAAGCCUUGUUCCUUGUCUGCAAACGGUUGGACACCUUAUGCACUGAUAUGGCUUUAGUUGCCCCUGAAGCGCCUUCGGAACAAGCCAGAAGAGUUUUUCAGACCUAUGACCCAGAAGAUAAUGGAUUCAUAGCCGACACACUUCUAGAGGAUGUCAUGAAAGCCUUGGACCUUGUUUCAGAUCCCGAGUAUAUAAAUCUCAUGAAGAACAAAUUGGAUCCAGAAGGAUUAGGAAUCAUAUUGUUGGGUCCAUUUCUUCAAGAAUUUUUUCCUGACCAGGGCUCCAGUGGUCCAGAAUCUUUUACUGUCUACCACUACAAUGGAUUGAAGCAGUCAAAUUAUAAUGAAAAGGUAAUGUAUGUGGAAGGGACUGCAGUGGUUAUGGGUUUUGAAGACCCCAUGCUACAGACAGACGACACUCCUAUUAAACGCUGUCUGCAAACCAAAUGGCCGUACAUUGAGUUACUGUGGACCACAGACCGCUCUCCUUCACUCAACUGAGUUGCCCGAGUAUUAGUAAGGAAGAUUGUCAAACCCGGUGUUGAAAGGGGGAUUCAUGACUGGCUACAUGAAGCUAAACGCUGGUAUUGUUGAUUAACUGUAAAUAACAAUUAAAAACACAUUUUCAGUGUUUAAGAUAUGUUUAAAUUAUUUGUUCUAAAGCUUUAUGUUAAAGGUUAUCCUAUUUUAAUCCUUUCUGUGAAAUUUACUAACAAAAUUAAGCUUUAAUUAAAGUUCAUCUCUUCUGCAGUCAGGUAAUUGGUCGUUACCAGAUUAUAAACACAAUAUUAUAGCAUUUUUAUAAUGACAUCAGUCACAAAAACCUGCCUGGAGUAUCAUUCCAUUCAUUUCAUUUUACUGUAGUAUUUUUAGCAGCCUCCAUACCAAAAUGCAAAGGUUAAUUUUUGUUAAUUUUUUUUUUCAUUGCUUAAAUCUGUUUUUCCAUCACAAAUACUAAUAAAUCACAAAUUAUUGGCCCUGAUCCUUUGGUAACAAAUUUGACACUAGCAUGUUUACAAACAAAUAAGAAAGGAUAAUAUGUGGGAGCUUCUUUGUGUUCACAGGUGCACAGGGAUGUGGUUUUACAGUGAUGGGGGAAGAAUGUGUUGGCUGGGUGGUCUUACACUGUCGCUGUGACUGUACCGCUCAAUACACUUCUCCACCUUCAUUCCUACAAGCCAGCUCUCUUGUAUGUUUAUAAGCGUGGUAAUGCAUGAAAACAUCUGCUGUUACAUUAGCAUAUUGCAUUAUUUAUUAUGGCCCCAGUUAAUACCAUAAAUAAAGACUUUUCUUUAACUACA
Messenger RNA from Rattus norvegicus (Norway rat), 2422 nucleotides. It is a transcript of the gene Mindy3, whose product is annotated as MINDY lysine 48 deubiquitinase 3. Gene Ontology annotation, cellular component: nuclear membrane; nucleoplasm; nucleus. NCBI's taxonomy places the organism in Eukaryota, Metazoa, Chordata, Mammalia, Rodentia, Muridae. Gene Ontology annotation, biological process: protein K48-linked deubiquitination. Gene Ontology annotation, molecular function: K48-linked deubiquitinase activity; cysteine-type deubiquitinase activity. The record is from RefSeq and is a predicted model, not a curated record.